UUUGAAACUCUGGGGACUGGGGGAUUAUAUUAUUAUUACAGUAUACACUUUUCAAAUAUAGAUAUUGAUUAAUCUGUUGUAACUUUUACCCAGUGGAUAGUGCUAUAACGCAAUACAAACACACCCACACUCAAGUUCGACAGUCAUAUACAUACACGCAAAGUAACAGCCAUAUACACAUAUACAUACAAGAUGUCAAUCGAUUCAACACUUUUGAAAAAGGCAGUGCCUGCGCUACUCAAGGCCAGCAAAGCACAACUAGAAAACAGCUCUACGCUACUUCAAGAUGAUCAGCAAUUCCUACUGUUUAUUGCUGUCGAUAAGAUUCCCGACCCCAAGAAAAAAGUUAUCCAAAUACCCGUACCACACCCCUUCAGCAACGAACAGACCGAAAUCUGUUUGAUUACGAAGGACCCCCAAACCGGUGAACGCGAGUGGAAGGACAAAGUGGCCGAGCAGAAGGUUCCCAAUGUGGCCAAGGUGGUCAGUUUAAGCAAGCUUAAAACCAAGUUCAAAACAUACGAAAGCAAGCGCACACUGUGUGACUCAUACGAUCUAUUCAUGGCUGAUGACCGCAUCAUGCCCAGUCUGCCGCACUUGCUGGGCAAGUACUUCUUCGGGAAGAAAAAGAUGCCUAUCGGCGUCAACUUGAGAAAGGAGAACAUGGUCAAAGAGAUCGUGCGUGCGCGAGAUUGCACGCAGAUGCGUGUUGGCCUAGGAAAUUGCAUCACUAUCAAGGUAGGAACCACCGGCCAAUCGGCUGAGGACGUCGUGGCCAACGUACAGGCGGUGGUUGACGCUGCAAUCCCAAAGAUCGACGGUAAAUGGAAGAACAUCAAGAGCAUCGGCUUGCGAACACAGAACUCUGUGUGCCUUCCCCUUUACAAUGCGUUGGUUAGUGAGAUCAAAGAAGAAACAAAGACUCCUACUGACGACAGCGAUAAGAAGUCCACUAAGCGAAGGCGUGACGAGAGUGAUAGUGCAGUUGUUGAACCCGUUGUCAAGGAGACCAAGGCAUCGGUGAAGAAAGCGGCGGUAGCUAGUAAAUCGAGUGCGAAAAAGAAUAGUGCGAAGAAGCAAAAGGUAGCCGCUUAGAUUAUAUUCACAUUAAGUUAAAAUUAUAUCCGCAUUGAGCUGAUUGCCUGAUUAUUGCCAUUGCCGGGAAUCUGACAGUGUCGGUGAUAAGAUAGAAGUUAUAAGCACGGGCGGGAUCACUAUGACUGUGCGCGCGUGUGUGGGGUUGUAUAUAGAAAGUAGAAUUGUCAGAAUAAACACAAUCAAUA
Sphaeroforma arctica JP610 is the source of this 1283-nucleotide messenger RNA. RefSeq lists its product as hypothetical. NCBI's taxonomy places the organism in Eukaryota, Ichthyosporea, Ichthyophonida. The record is from RefSeq and is a predicted model, not a curated record. Gene Ontology annotation, cellular component: 90S preribosome. The transcript has 5 exons. Bases 193 to 1095 code for a protein of 300 amino acids.